AUGAUCUACUACGGAAACUCCUACUAUGGAAGCCUAGGCUCUGGCUAUAGAGGCUUUGGUGGCCUAGGCUAUGGCUAUGGCUGUGGCUGUGGCAGCUUCAGCAACCUGGGCUGUGGCUGUGGCUUUGGAAGCUAUGGCUCUGGCUCUGGCUAUGGAGGCUAUGGCUGUGGUUCUGGCUUUGGAAGCUAUGGCUAUGGAUCUGGUUAUGGCUGUGGUUGCUGCCGCCCUUCAUGCUGGGGAGGAUAUGGAUUAUCUAACUUCUACUGA
Suncus etruscus (white-toothed pygmy shrew) is the source of this 267-nucleotide messenger RNA. Its product is annotated as keratin-associated protein 19-3-like. The transcript has a single exon. Lineage: Eukaryota; Metazoa; Chordata; Mammalia; Eulipotyphla; Soricidae. Bases 1 to 267 code for a protein of 88 amino acids. The record is from RefSeq and is a predicted model, not a curated record.